Molecule: messenger RNA, 681 nt
Organism: Gasterosteus aculeatus aculeatus (three-spined stickleback)
Lineage: Eukaryota; Metazoa; Chordata; Actinopteri; Perciformes; Gasterosteidae
Gene: mrpl41
Product: mitochondrial ribosomal protein L41
Biological process (GO): translation
Cellular component (GO): mitochondrial large ribosomal subunit
Molecular function (GO): structural constituent of ribosome
Source: RefSeq, a predicted model, not a curated record
UUAGCUGGCUAACGUUAGCUAACGAGCUAAACUACACAUGCUAACGUGAACCCGCUUUACCGCACGAGGAACAACGCGUUUACAACGCGCGUCUUCAUCGCAGUAACGUUACCAAACUAACGAAGGGCUGCUGCGCCGGGCCGCGCGAUGGGCGUGUUAUCCACCUUGAUGAGGGGUCUGGUCCGAGGAGCAGAUCGAAUGUCCGAGUUCACCAGCAAGCGCGGAUCGAGGACCCACAACAAAGGACGAGGCGCAAGACCCGCCGGACUGAGGCUGUCCAGCGGGAAGUUCCUGUCCGUACGGAGCAUGAUUCCCGAGUUUGUGGUGCCGAACCUGGAGGGAUUUAAGCUGAAGCCCUACGUAUCAUAUCGCUCUCCUCGAGGAACAGAGCCUCCGGUCACGGCGCAAAGCGUCUUUUCUGACGUCGUGGCCCCCCGUGUGCAGAAAGACUUCGAAGAGGGCUCUUUCAGCAGGGAACAGCUAGAGAAAUACGGUUUUAAUCCCAAACAGGAGGGGAAGCUCUUCAAGCUGUAUCCCAAGAACUACGUGCGCUGAAGAUGGACUUAGUGUGGUGUCUGCUGUGAAGACUGAGACGUGCAGACCAACAAUGGGACUAGAAAUGUUCCUACGUGUGAUUUCUUGUUACGUGAUCAUCAGGCAAAAUAAAUCCCACCGUAUGCU